Scheffersomyces coipomensis is the source of this 665-nucleotide messenger RNA. It is a transcript of the gene ATX1, whose product is annotated as copper metallochaperone. Bases 415 to 630 code for a protein of 71 amino acids. The transcript has a single exon. The record is from RefSeq and is a predicted model, not a curated record. Lineage: Eukaryota; Fungi; Ascomycota; Pichiomycetes; Serinales; Debaryomycetaceae. Gene Ontology annotation, molecular function: copper chaperone activity; metal ion binding. Gene Ontology annotation, cellular component: cytosol. Gene Ontology annotation, biological process: copper ion transport.
GGAUAUUUCUAGAAGCUUAGAUACGUACUAUUAAUCCUGAAAAGCUAUUUGAUGGCAAUAUUAACUCUAAUUCUGAAUUAACCUUGAUCAUUUAUAUUAUAAGCAUAAACCACUCAGAAUGUCGCUGUGAAGUAGUAGUUGUGGCUUGAAUCAUAAUAAGAAGAAUGUCUCCUUGUUUUAAUUUGCGAUUUUUUCGCUUUAAAGAGAGAGAGAGAGAGACGAUUACAAAUUAUUAUCUUUUCCAUCAGUUCCUAAUUUUACUAUAAAUACAAUUUCAAUUGGACUUUAAAUUUGAAUUUAAUUGGAGUUUUAUACAAUAGAUUCAUAGUAUAACUUGUUAUUCAUUAGAUCUCCCGAGGAAUACUUUAUCAAUCUUGUCAUUUCUCAUAUACCAUAUAAACUCAUAUAUUUAUCAUGUCCCAUCAAUAUCAUUUCGAAGUUACCAUGUCUUGUUCAGGAUGUUCAGGUGCUGUCAAUAGAGUCUUGACUAAAUUAGAUGGUGUUUCUAAAUUAGAUAUCUCCUUGGAAAAACAAUCAGUUGAUGUCGUCACUGAUUUAGAUUAUGAUACUAUCUAUAAUACUAUAGCUAAAACUGGUAAAAAAAUUAAUGAUGGUAAAAUCAUUCAAUAGAUUAGGAUAAUGUAUCUAUAUAUAUAUAUAAGGUU